AAUUGAAAUAAGAAAAGUGAGUGUAAAACAAAAAAAUCCAAUCAAAUGAUGAUGCUAACAACAGAACACAUCAUGCAUGGCCAUGCCUCAUCGGUUAGUCAAAGUGCAUUGUUUGGUUGUUCUACGGCCGGACAUAGUGGCAUCAAUCAAUUGGGCGGUGUGUAUGUCAACGGUCGACCGCUGCCGGACUCCACACGUCAAAAAAUCGUUGAGCUCGCCCAUUCGGGUGCUCGUCCCUGUGAUAUAUCGCGUAUUCUACAAGUUUCCAAUGGCUGCGUUAGUAAAAUUUUAGGCAGGUAUUAUGAAACUGGGUCAAUUAAGCCACGUGCAAUUGGCGGUUCUAAACCCCGAGUUGCCACCACACCAGUUGUACAAAAAAUAGCAGAUUACAAACGUGAAUGCCCCAGCAUUUUUGCGUGGGAAAUACGAGAUCGAUUGCUGUCGGAACAAGUAUGCAAUAGUGAUAAUAUACCCAGUGUGUCAUCUAUCAACCGCGUUUUAAGAAACUUUGCAUCGCAAAAAGAACAGCAAGCCCAACAGCAAAGUGAAUCAGUUUAUGAAAAGCUACGAAUGUUCAAUGGACAAUCUGGUGGUUGGGCGUGGUAUCCAGGUAACACGACAACUGCUCAUUUAGCCCUACCUCCAACACCUGCCGGCACAAUCUUAACAAGCCAAAUAACGCGCGAAGAACUACUUAAGCGAGAUGUAUUUUCUGGAGAUAUAUCCCAUGCUAAUUCUCAUGAAAGUACCUCAGAUGGAAAUUCCGAACAUAAUUCUUCGGGCGAUGAAGACUCUCAAAUGCGUUUGCGUUUAAAACGUAAAUUACAACGUAAUCGGACAUCAUUUACCAACGAGCAGAUAGAUAGUUUGGAGAAAGAAUUCGAGAGGACUCACUAUCCAGACGUGUUUGCUAGAGAACGGCUGGCAGAAAAAAUAGGUUUACCAGAGGCACGUAUUCAGGUAUGGUUUUCAAAUAGACGUGCAAAAUGGCGUAGAGAAGAAAAGCUGAGAACUCAACGGCGCUCGGCGGACAACAUCGGUCAUAGUGGACGAACAAGUGCCACAAAUCCGAGUGCUACCAACUCGCUUAUAAACAGCGUCAACAAUACAUCAUCAUUAGUCGAAAGCAAUACAUCUAGUCAUACACCCAAUUCAAAUAGUAGUAACACGACAAAUGAUUCAGCACCAGCAACGGCCGCAGCCUCAAGUGUACCUACAAAUAGUACAAACGGAGCACCUAAUAUACCGGAAAACAGUGGCGGUAAUGCCGUUGGCGUUGGCCACGUUAAUUCUGUUAGUCCGCCUUUACAAACAGUCACAUCCAGAUUAUCAUUGAACUCUGGCUUUAAUUCAAUGUAUUCACCGAUAUCCCAGCCAAUCGCAACAAUGGCAGAAACUUACAACUCCAUGACGUCAUCGCUAAGUUCAAUGCCAUCGCCAUGUUUACAACAACGUGAAAGUUACACGUACAUGUUUCAUGAUCCACUUUCUCUGAGCUCACCAUAUGCUGCUCAUACGCGAAACUCAUGUAAUCCAUCAUCUGCUCAUCAACAAACACCACAGCAUAGCGUUUAUGGCAGUAGUUCAAGUGCCGGAGCUAAUAAUUCGGAUAACCAUACAUUUGCCGGCGUCAUUUCCGCUGGAGUAUCUGUACCAGUACAAAUUUCAACACAAAGUAGCAGUGAUUUGGCAGCAGCAAAUUAUUGGCCGCGUCUUCAGUGAUCUACGUUCUUUGAUUUGACACCACAAUUGCUCACAAAGGCUGCUGGUGUGCCUCACAACAACAGCUCCAUAACAGCAACCUCAUCAAUUGUUGUCCCAUCAUCCUGCAGUGCAAACAUUGAUAUAAGUAGUACGAGCGCUACGGCUGCGGCAUCAGUAGCUGUGGCAGCAGCUGCUGUUGCGCUAGAAGCCGCCGCCAGCAUCGCUAAUAGCGAUGCACCACCACAUCCACAUCAAAUCUUAUCGAGUCUAUACGACGAACGUACAUCUUCAUCGCCCCUAAUGUUGCCCAGCCCAAAUCAACAGCAUAUGUCAGCCCAUGCAAAUGAUCUCGAUAACUCCUUGGAACAGGGAUUUUCAAAAACCUUUGAACCAUCUUCGUCUAAGACUGUGGAGCAGCGACUGUCACAACAGAUACAUGUCCAGUAUCAUCACCAUCAUCACUAGAGAUGAGCUAGAUUUCCAUACCUGUGAUUUAAUCACCGUGAUUGAAAAAUCACUGGUGACAACUGUUACUGAAUAUAGAA
Molecule: messenger RNA, 2249 nt
Organism: Calliphora vicina (urban bluebottle blowfly)
Lineage: Eukaryota; Metazoa; Arthropoda; Insecta; Diptera; Calliphoridae
Gene: toy
Product: twin of eyeless
Exons: 8
Coding region: 46-1722 (558 amino acids)
Biological process (GO): regulation of transcription by RNA polymerase II; anatomical structure development
Molecular function (GO): RNA polymerase II cis-regulatory region sequence-specific DNA binding; DNA-binding transcription factor activity, RNA polymerase II-specific
Source: RefSeq, a predicted model, not a curated record